AUGGAGGCCCUGCGGAACCCCAUGCCCCUGGGCUCCAGUUCCGAAGAGUCUCUUGGGGACGAGGCCUGCAGCUCCCAGACCACGGCGGCCAGGGCAGCAGCCAGCCCAACCCAGAAGGAAACACCCAGCCCCUGGGGAGGCUCCGUAGAGAUCCCAAGUCAGGAAAAAUGUCCGGGAGCCACAAGGAGCACUCUUCCCCAGAGGUCUCGGUCCUGGGACAGGUCCCUCAGGAGCUGGCGAGGUGACACCCGGCAGGCCUCCCACCACUCAGUCAGCACCAGUCUGGGAGGCCUCUUAGGAGGACAAGCUGAGGGGACCAGAAGUGCAGGCUCCAGCUGCAACCCCUGCACCACAGCGGAGAGUCCAGCUGGUGGUGACACAGACAGCAGCACCUUCCGAGGGCACGAUCCUGGCCAGAUUCCAGAUGUGCUUGCUGAGCCACUGUGCCCCAAGGGAGGAGGACAGCCACCCAGCACAGGAGACAUGCCCAGUCAGAUGCCCAGGCAGGUGCUGGAGGUCAGCCAGGAGCUCCUGCAGUCCGGGGUCAUCACCCUCCCAGGGACCCGAGACCACCAGGGAAGAGCAGUGGUGCAGGUCUGCACGAGGGGCCCGGUCUGGUCCAGCAAACACACCUCCAGCAUCGAGCUGACCCAACUGUUGGAGUACUUCUACGGCAUUCCCAGGAAAGAGGUGCGGGAGCUGGGGCUGGUCAUCCUGGUGGAUGCUCGCAAGGGCCCAGCUGCCCCUGCUCUCUUCCAGGCUCUGGCAGCACUGCAGAACACAUCUCCUCCCAUAAUUCAUAGUAUUGUGUUGUUGGUGAAUAAAGAAUCAGGAUUUAGGCCUGACAAGGAUAGAACAAUUCAGUGUGAGGUGGUGGGCUCCCUGAAGGCCUUGCACAAGCUUGUUGACAGCUCGCAGCUGACCGCAGACCUCGAUGGCUCCUUUUCCUACAGCCACAGUGACUGGAUCUGCUUCCGUAGGAAGCUGGAGCCCUUCACCACAAAUUGCGAGAAUGCCAUUGUUUUCCUACAAAAUUCAGUCCACUCCCUGAAUACCCACAGGACUCUAAGCACAGUACAGGAGGUCACAGACUUAAUCAGCAAGCAUAAAGCAACAAUGAAUUGUGUGCUGGAAGACGCACUGCUGGUCGCCCUCCGGCUAGAGGGUGGUACCGUGCUGGCGCAGCUGAGGAGGGAGCAGCUUGGCACCAGCCAAGACUGCCGGGAUGCCAUUGAGGUCGCCUCCACGCUGUACAACCAAGUGGAUGAAGAGGUCCAUCAGCUUGUCCUCGCCUCCAAUAGGUGUCUGCAGGAGCUGGAGAGGCUACAGGAAGGGAGGAUGCUCCAGGAGGGACAAGGCCAGCAGUCUUGUCAGAAAAGGCCGCAGCUGGUGGAGAACAGCUCCCAAGGCACAGAGGAAGCGAUCUGGGCCUUCAAAAGGUGCCUGAGCACCAUGGCCAGCCAGGCUGAGUGCAGGGAGGGAGUACUGGCCCAAUGGGCCCACCUGUCUGACCUCUACGAGGCGCUAAGAGACCCAAUGGAAUCGCCUCCAGGGGAUCUCUCUGCUAUUAAAGUCCACUUGUUGCCAGAGACCCCAGGACAGUCGCUGCAGCCCAGCACAGGCCUGCAAACUCACCAGCACCCCAGAGUUGCCUGCACCCCAGAGCCCCCAGCAGCACGGCUCCUCUUAAUGGAAUCCAGGGGUUCAGGGAAGGCCAGCGUGGAUGGAUGGAUGCAGCAGUGCAGUGAGUGCCUGGAGUACCUGGGCCCGGAGCCAGUCACUGAGUAUCUGGAGAGCUGUCACCGGGAGGCCACAGAGCUGACUGCACAGGGCUUCCCCGGGGCCAGCGCAGUGGAGGCAGGCUUGGGCAGCCAGCGGACGCCGCAUCAGAGGCACACCUUAGGGCUGCAGAGCCCGCAGACCCGCCUCUGCUUCCAAGAGGCCCCAUCUGGGGUUAGCCCAGACCCUGGCACCCCACCUCUGGACCAGAGAGCCCUGAAGCAUGAGCUUGCACAGGCAGCCGAGAGGCGGCACUGUGAGCCAUCCUGGACGCCCCCCGCUGACCCAGAGGGCUGUGCUGAGGAGCGGGCCCAACUGCUGGCUGGCCUCCCUGGACAAGCCUCUUUGAGCAGGCAGGAGGGUGAGCACCUGGCCCCAGGUGUGCCUUCCCCACAUGACAGCCUCACCUGCUCCUCCACGCCCAUCCAGACACCCACCACCCACCCCAGGAAACAUCCCCUGAAGAAAAUUAUGAGGAAAACACGAAGCUUUGAGAUUGCACAGCUUGACAGUGGCCCCAGGGAUGCCCCCUGGCCAGGCCACACUGGGGUCUUCAUCAGGGGCCUAGAGGUGACCAGCACCGUGGCCUCCGAGAAGCAGUCCCCACCACGGCCACAUGCUGAGAGCCCCCUGGUCACUCGGAGCCGGCGUCUGUCCUCUCCCUCCAGGAUCCAUCCCUCCGAGGAGGACAGGAGGAGGCAAGCAGGAAGCAGCCGACUGCGGCACAUAAUGGCCGAGAUGGUUUCCACGGAGAGGGAGUAUGUUAGGUCCUUAGGAUAUGUCAUUGACAACUACUUUCCAGAAAUGGAAAGAACGGACCUGCCCCAGGACCUUCGAGGGAAGCGCAGCAUUGUUUUUGGGAACCUGGAGAAGCUCUACGACUUCCACCACCAGCAUUUCCUUGUGGAGCUGGAGCGCUGCCAGCACGGUCCCUUGGCGGCGGGCCGCGGGUUCCUGAGACACGAGGAACAGUUUGGCAUGUAUGCACUCUACAGCAAGAACAAGCCCCAGUCGGACGCCCUGCUCUGCAGCCACGGCAACGCCUUCUUCAAGGACAAGCAGCGGGAGCUGGGCGACAAGAUGGACUUGGCCUCCUACUUGCUGAAGCCCGUGCAGCGCAUGGGCAAGUAUGCGCUACUGCUGCAGGACCUGGUCAGGGAGGCUAGCAGCUGCCCCGCCUGGGAGCAGGAGCUGUGCGAGCUUCGGGCUGCCGAAGACGUGGUCCGCUUCCAGCUGCGUCACGGCAAUGACCUGCUGGCAAUGGAUGCCGUCCGAGGCUGUGACGUGGAUCUGAAGGAGCAGGGACAGCUGAGAUGCCAGGACGAGUUCAUCGUGUGCUGUGGGAGGAAAAAGUACUUGAGGCACGUGUUCCUCUUUGAAGACCUCAUCCUGUUUAGCAAGACCAGGAAGGUGGACGGGGGCUAUGACACCUACACGUACAAACAGUCCUUCAAGACAGCAGAGAUCGGGAUGACGGAGGACGUCGGACGCAGCGGCUUGAGGUUUGAGAUCUGGUUCCGUAGGCGGCGAAAGUCCCAGGACACCUACGUCCUCCAGGCCAGCUCCGCAGAGGUCAAGACGGCCUGGACCCACAUGAUAGGGCAGAUUCUGUGGCGGCAGGCUCUGCGGAACAGAGAACUCAGAAUGCAAGAAAUGGUGUCAAUGGGGAUAGGCAACAAACCGUUCAUGGACAUCCAGCCCAGUGACGCAGCCAUAAGCCACCGGGCUGUCAAGAAGGGAGCAGAGUCAUGGACCCGAGCACCGAUGGUUGUGCCCCCCUGUGACCACGCCGCCCCCUUUAAGAGGCCACACUCCACCAUCUCUGACAGCAGUACCUCCUCCUCUGGCAGCCAGUCGUCCUCCGCCCUGGGGCCACUGAGCCUGCAAGCAUCUGCCAGCCCAGCCCUGCUGAGCUCCGCCUCCUGCCCCUGGCCAUAUGACAUGCACACCUGCCUCGAGGAGGAGGAGGAGGAGGAGGAGGAGGAGGAGGAGGAGGAGUUGGAGGAGUUGGAGCAGGAGACGGGGAGCCAGCCUUCCAUGCGGGAGUGCACCUAG
Molecule: messenger RNA, 3834 nt
Organism: Odobenus rosmarus divergens (Pacific walrus)
Lineage: Eukaryota; Metazoa; Chordata; Mammalia; Carnivora; Odobenidae
Gene: PLEKHG4B
Product: pleckstrin homology domain containing, family G (with RhoGef domain) member 4B
Exons: 19
Coding region: 1-3834 (1277 amino acids)
Molecular function (GO): guanyl-nucleotide exchange factor activity
Source: RefSeq, a predicted model, not a curated record